Dreissena polymorpha is the source of this 2196-nucleotide messenger RNA. RefSeq lists its product as uncharacterized. The transcript is spliced from 7 exons. NCBI's taxonomy places the organism in Eukaryota, Metazoa, Mollusca, Bivalvia, Myida, Dreissenidae. The coding region runs from base 135 to 1025 and encodes 296 amino acids. The record is from RefSeq and is a predicted model, not a curated record.
CUUCAACAUUACAUUUUCCGAAAUACGUUUUGUCGUUUUAAGCAAAUCUUGAUAUUGAAACUGUCUGUAUUGAAACAUUACGAGUAUUCCUUUCUUUAGACAAUUGUGUAGGUACUUCAGAAUUUACGGUCACCAUGGCAGCGAAUAUCGCAAGACCGUCCAUAGGCACCAUAAUGCUCAAAUGGACGUGCAGCGUCUUGUUUGGGAUUGUCCUCCUGGUCUGCUUAGUUGAGAGCAAGCUUGGAAUUAUGGCCAUCAGCAACGCGAUGAGAAAGACUUCUGAAAUGAGAUACGUUCGCUUCGUUAUGCUAUCUAUUAUGGUGCUCGUGCCAAGCGUGGUAAAUCUUAUACGGGGCAUCUGGCGUGGCGCUUUCGGGCAUAAUAUUCCCUGGCCACACAAAUCUGCCUUGUUAUGGGGACUCUGUGUGAGUUUCUUGGAAGCCCUCGGCCUGUGCCUAAUUGCCUUUCACAUCCCUGGAAUCAAAGGCAUGGACCAGCCUUGUACGGUGAUUCUGUUGAUGAACGGUGUCCAUCUCUGUCAAGCGGUCUAUAACCUAUGGGAGGCCGUCAAAAAAGGGAAGAACACUACAAUUCUGCGAAAUACAUUUGGCCUCACAUUCAUCAGCGCUUUUGUUGUCAUUUGCUUCUGGCUUCUACAAAAGAGUGAAAAGAUGAAGGAUACUUGGUCGGUUCCAGUUGCAAUUGUGAGUCUUUCGCUCGCAUGGACUCCGGCUGUACAAGAACAACUCAAUAAGUCGCCUGAGAGUAAAUCCGAUAAACAGAGUAAAGAAUUGGAGAUGGAUGUGACAACGGCACCAAAUAACACAUCAUCCCAAACCAGUACCAAAUCGACCCCUUCUCCAUCCAUGAAUGAGACGAAUGGACGUGAGUCGCCAGAGCAACCAAAAAUUGAUGUUCAAAUCAAAUCCAGUCCCAACACGACUCCGACCAAGUCAACAAACCAGACACCGGAUGUACAGACGAAUGAACGUGCGUCGCCAAGGGAACCAAAAACUGAGGCUUAAACCCAUUCCAGAAGCAACACGACUCCGACCAAUUCAAAAAAUCAGAAGUCGCCUGAGCCCACUACGCCAAAUAAAACCCCACCCCAACCUAGUUCCGAAUCGUAUCCUCUAAACUCCGCGAAUCCGUAUUGUAUUAAUUUUUUUCCUAAACUGCCUGUUGACGAGUUAGAACACUUUACAACAGACGAUUAUGAAACAAAGUGGACACGGUUUAUCACAUUAAUUAACCAUCGAUGAUUUGAGGUUACCAAACGUAUACUGUUUUUAUAUGUGUUAUAAGUUUAUUUACAAUCCAUAAAUAAAACGCAUAUUUAACAAUCAUAGAACUAUUAUUGUGGAUUUAUGAAACAUCACUGUAAAGUAGAUCUUCCGUGGUAGAUGAUUUGAAGGGUGUCAAUAUAUAACCACAUCAGACAUAAAGAAGACCAUCAAGAAAGGUUAUAUCAAUAUAACUACAGUAUGUUGUUUUCUAGUAGAAUACUGUCUGCUGUACAUCAAUAAUAUUCGCUUGUAAAUGAAGCAGUGUCUGCAUCAGUUAAGAUUGUAAUAUUUUAUUUUAAAAACUAUUUGGAACGGACCCCGAAUCCGCGACGAAAGGUUCAUGUUUGUAUGAGAAUUUAACUGGGGAGUUCAGUUUAUUUAAAAUAUGCAUUAUAAUAUUUUGUUACCAAGUAAGUUGAUGCAUUUAAAACAUUAAGCCAAGUUUUCUUUAUACACUUUCAUGUACGUAUAUCUACUCUAUCCAAUAGAUCAUUCAAUUUAAACAGAAUCUGCGCAAUCAGCAAAAAAUAUAGCAGGUUUUGCAAAAACAAAAUGGUGUAAGGUUUUAGGAGGUGUUUUUAUUGCUCAUCAAUAUCUUAUGGACUUAAUUGUACAGUUGAAAACUUGGUUUUCAAACAUUCUGAAAAAGUAGGCCAUUUAAGUAUAAAUUCUUUAAAUAGAUAUUUUGUCAACAAUUUGGCGUCAGUUAUGGGUUCUUUCUGUUAAGUGUUUUGUAAUUAAGAUACAUAACAUAAACAAUCGUGUAAGCUUGCGAUAAACAGGUUGGCUAGCUCCGUUUGAAAAAAAAUUGAACUAUCCGAAAAAGUUUUGUUUGCUGUAGUGGCCACAGUGCUGUUGUGGGAAUACCUCGGAAUGGAAAAGGAUAUACAUGUAGUCAGUUAAAGUUUAA